AUGUCCGCCGCAUCCACCGAUCCUGCACUCAAGCCAGCCCAUGAGGAUUCUAAACUAGCUGGUUCGGCCUUUUCACAAACGUCCAUACCCAGCGACAGGCCCCUCAUUUGCGUUGACCUCGAUGAUGUGCUGAGCCAGAGCAACCGUGUCGUCGCAGAAUGGCACAACGCAGCCUAUGGAACUAACAUGACGCUGGAUGACUUCUACUAUUAUUACUAUUGGAGAAAUCCAUAUUGGGGGACGCCAGACGAGACCUUCAGAAAGGUAGAAGAAUUCUACAAGACACCUAGACUCUAUGAAGCACCCCCCGUCCCGGGGGCACUCGAGGGCGUAAAGGUUUUGAAAGAACGGGGCUUCCGGCUCGUGGUGGUAACCGCUAGACAACAGCAGGAACUCCCUCGUACGGAAGAGUGGAUAGACAAAUAUUUCACCGGAAUUUUCGAGGAGAUUAUCUGCACCGGGAUGUCGCAGGAGACACUCGCUGACGAAAAGGCUAUGGUGACCAAAUUGUCCAAGGCGGACGUCUGCAAGAAACUCGGCGCGGUGCUCAUGAUCGACGACUCGCUUGAGAACGCGCUUAAGUGCGCGCACGCGGACCCACCACAGCCUAUCCUCCUUUUUGGCGAAUAUCAAUGGAACAAGCACAAGGCGGUGUACAAGAAUGUUAAAGAUGAGAUGAGCUAUGAUGAGCGGGUGAAGAAGGAGGGCGGAGAUGGGUUCUUGAAGCGGGACGAGGUAGACAUUCCGCAGGGUCAGUUCCCGGCUAGGGUAAAGGACUGGACAGAGGUCAUGCGAUGGGUUGACGAGAAUAUCAAGCUAUGA
Postia placenta MAD-698-R-SB12 is the source of this 822-nucleotide messenger RNA. RefSeq lists its product as hypothetical. Gene Ontology annotation, biological process: deoxyribonucleotide catabolic process. Gene Ontology annotation, molecular function: 5'-nucleotidase activity. Bases 1 to 822 code for a protein of 273 amino acids. Lineage: Eukaryota; Fungi; Basidiomycota; Agaricomycetes; Polyporales; Adustoporiaceae. The record is from RefSeq and is a predicted model, not a curated record. The transcript has 5 exons.